UAUCACCUUCUCAACAGGUUUAAGUCUGCUCAUAAGCAAACUAAAUUAGGACCUACAGUACCUUGCAUUGGGCAGUGUUAUGGUUCUCUCUCUCAGAAGAAUUGCAAGAUAUUCAAUUUCUAUACGUUGUUUUAACUGCUUAGAAACUCAAAUUUCUGAUCUCUAUGGCCACCGAUGCUACACCUCUUCCGACCUAUGCUCUGGAGAUCAGAGACGUUUCUCAAAUAUAAAAAAUAGAGAUGCAAAAACAGAGGAAGAUAUCAACGUAAUUGCUGUUGGUAAUGGUGAGAAUGAUAGAUCUAUGGCCUUCCCCUGUAAUUUGCAGUGUUAUCCUCAAUACUAUUUUGAUUGUUCUCGAGGUGAAGUUGCAUUUCAUUGUCUACAUUUCUCUCAACUAUCUCUCCAGCGUGGUUUGCAAUGGAAAAUGUCGGUUUUGAAUGCUAGAGCUUUUUCUGGGUUUUCAAGUGGAGACAGAGAAGCAGGUGAAGUAAAAGAAGCCAGGGAUGAUGAUGACAGUGAGAGUGAGAAUGGUGACAGCCAGGCUGAGUGUAGUAAGUCUGUAGCAGAUCCGAAAGAAGUGGAAAGGGUCUGCAAGGUAAUUGAAGAAUUGUUUACAUCAGAUCGGAACAUGGAAGCAGUUCUUGAUCAAUGUGGGGUUUCUCUCUCCCAUGAUCUUGUUCUUGAUGUGUUAGCUCGGUUCCGCCUUGCCUGGAGGCCAGCAUUUCGGUUCUUCUGCUGGGCUGGGCAAAGACCGGGAUUUUUACAUGAUUCUAGGACAUAUAAUUCCAUGAUGGGGGUACUUGGGAAGACGAGGCAAUUUGAGAGCAUGGUGGUGAUGCUUGAAGAAAUGGGGAGUAAAGGGCUUCUGACAAUUGAGACUUUCUCUAUUGCUAUUAGGUCUUUUGCUGCAGCAAAGGAGAUGAAGAAGGCAGUUGGCAUUUUUGAGUUGAUGAAAAGGCAUAACUUGAGAGUUGGGGUUGAUACUUAUAACUGUUUGCUUGAUGCCCUUGGAAGGGCAAAACUUGGGAAAGAAGCUCAAGCUCUCUUUGAGAAGUUGAGGGAUCGAUUUACCCCAGAUUUACAAACCUAUACAGUUCUCCUUGCUGGAUGGUGUAAGGUGAAAAAGUUAGCAGAGGCAGGGAAGGUUUGGAAUGAGAUGAUUGAUAAGGGUUUCAAGCCUGACAUUGUUGCCCAUAAUAUAAUGCUUGAAGGAUUGUUAAGGUGUAGAAAAAGGUCUGAUGCUAUCAAACUGUUUGAGAUCAUGAAGGCGAAGGGCCCUUUUCCAAGUGUCCGAAGCUAUACCAUAUUGAUAAGAGAUUUGUGUAAGGAAAAAAGAAUGCAAGAAGCUGUUGAUUACUUUGAUGAGAUGCUUGAUUCUGGUUGUCAUCCAGAUCCUGCUGUUUACACAUGUUUAAUUGUGGGUUUUGGGAACCAAAGGAAGAUGGAUAAGGUCUAUGGCUUACUUAAGGAGAUGAAAGAAAAUGGCUGCAACCCUGAUGAUCGCACCUACAAUGCCCUUAUUAAAUUAAUGACCAAUCGGAAAAUGCCAGAUGACGCUGUUAGGAUUUACAAAACGAUGAUCCAGAAUGGCUUCCAACCAACAAUUCACACAUAUAAUAUGAUGAUGAAGUCUUACUUCCAGAUGAAGAAUUGUGAGAUGGGAUGUGCUGUAUGGGAUGAGAUGAGUCAGAAGGGUUGUUGUCCUGAUGAUAAUUCUUAUACUGUUUUCAUUUCAGGGCUAAUAAGUCAGGGAAGAUCAGAAGAGGCUUGUAAAUAUAUAGAAGAGAUGAUGGAGAAAGGAAUGAAAGCUCCACAGCUUGAUUACAACAAGUUUGUGGCUGACUUUUCUAGAUCUGGGAAGCCGGACAUACUAGAGGAGUUAGCUCAAAAAAUGAAGUUCUCUGGAAAUUUUGAGGCUUCCAAUGUGUUCGCUAGGUGGGCUGAGAUGAUGAAGAAAAGGGUUAAGAGAACAACAGACUCUUCAAGUUCUUUGGCAGACUCCACUGUAUUCGUAAAUUGACCUGCAGCCCAAUAAUAUAACAAGCCAUUUAGUUAGGAAAUUUUCACUCAGAAUUUCUAGGAAACGAUGUUGUCUGUGUUUCCAUCUGUAUUGUUUUCGUCUGGUGUUUCAUUUUUGUUACUUCAAGUGAUCACUUGUGGGUAAUUCUUGACAGCAAAUAUCAAUGAAAUUCCCUCCCAUGAUUGUGUAAUGUGGGUGA
This is a messenger RNA of Telopea speciosissima, 2219 nucleotides long. Its product is annotated as pentatricopeptide repeat-containing protein At3g62470, mitochondrial-like. The transcript has 2 exons. The record is from RefSeq and is a predicted model, not a curated record. Bases 80 to 2020 code for a protein of 646 amino acids. Gene Ontology annotation, molecular function: protein binding. Lineage: Eukaryota; Viridiplantae; Streptophyta; Magnoliopsida; Proteales; Proteaceae.